Molecule: messenger RNA, 5478 nt
Organism: Hippoglossus stenolepis (Pacific halibut)
Lineage: Eukaryota; Metazoa; Chordata; Actinopteri; Pleuronectiformes; Pleuronectidae
Gene: lrrc3b
Product: leucine rich repeat containing 3B
Exons: 2
Coding region: 343-1125 (260 amino acids)
Molecular function (GO): protein binding
Source: RefSeq, a predicted model, not a curated record
UUUCCCGGUGACUUCACUCCGCGAACCCCUCCCUUCCUCCCCAUUCACUCCUGUGCGGUGUUUUACACCGGGAGCCAAAGAUGCGAGUUCACACUGCGACUGGUGCGUCAGUGAGCGGCUCCAGGAGCAGACAGGCUGGGUCCACUCCUCCGUGUGACAUGAGCCGUGCGGCUGCAGCUCUUCACUCUGACCGCUGGCCUGAAACCAGCAUGAUCAUAUCAGUUCACACUCCAGUAUCUCCAGUGGGCAGACAGUGAGGACCAGUAGCCACCAUGCAAUGUGUGUAAGGGACCAGUGGUGGUGUUGUGGGCCCAGGCGGGAUGCUGCUGACAGCCAGUCAGUAUGACCUUGCUGGACUUGUGGCUGUCGCGCUCCAUCCCCAUGUGCCUGCUCCUUCAGAGCCUUGUCCUCAUGGCCCUGUGCUUCCCCUCGGCCAGCAUGUGCCCAAAGGGCUGCAUCUGCCAACGCGACCCCCACCUCCAUGGCCUCAACGUUACCUGCAGUCAGUCCCGCCUCAAAGAGAUCCCCCCCAGCCUCCCGGUUGAUACAGUCCUGCUGAGGCUGGACCACAACCAAAUUGGAGCGGUGCCUGAUCAAACCUUCCAUGGACUUAGGCUUUUGAGGGAGCUCAAUCUUUCAUACAACGCAGUGGAGACUUUAGGCGAAGCAGCCUUCAGUGGCAUAGAGGCGACCUUACAGGUGCUGGACCUCUCCCACAACCGUAUUACUAGCGUACACAAGGAUGCCUUUGCUCGGCUCAAGGCCCGCGUCAUUGUGGACGAUAACCCCUGGCAUUGUGACUGCGCCCUCCAGCAGGCCAUCAGUGGAAUGGCCCACAACCACGAGGCUGCUGCUAGGGUUCUCUGCAGGAGCUCGGAGCUUCUCGACCAGGAGGGAAGACCUUUCAUGGCAGUGGAUACUGACCUCUGUAACCUGGCCAAAAGGACCACAGACUAUGCUAUGCUGGUGACCAUGUUUGGUUGGUUUGCCAUGGUCAUUUCAUAUGUGGUGUAUUAUGUUCGACAGAACCAGGAGGACGCCCGACGCCACCUGGAGUACCUCAAGUCUCUUCCUAGCAAACCCAAGAAACCUGACGAGGCUGACGACAUUAGCACUGUUGUUUGAUAGCUGUCACAGUGACUGAGUCCAUCACAAACCUAAUGACCACCAACAUGUUUAUGUGACAGGACCCCCUUUUAAAGUGUGUUUACUAUUUGUAAUACUAGUGAUGUGAGCAUCAAAUUGCUGAUAAAUCUUUGUAUUUUGGAAAUUUUGUUGUAUGUCCUUAACCAGGGUUUGCUCAUGACUGAUGUGAGAUACGAUGAGAAGGGAGGCCACAGACUAACACUCUAAUACCAACAUUAUCUUUUCUACAGAAAUUGAUUAUGGAGUUUUGAAUAUUUGAAUCUCAGGUUUAAAUAUUGAUAUGAAAAUGGCUCUUUUUAAAUGAAAUUUGGAAUAUAUGAUAAAUAAGAAAUAUAUUUUUAAGAUAAAACAUCCUAUUGUCUAUUUCCCAGAGCCCUGAUUUUGGUAUCUCAGUCCACAGUAAGAUGUAUUUUGAGUUUUUUAAACACUUGCUAAACCAAGUGCAUCUUCAAUUCCCAGAUAAAUCAAACGUAAAUUACAAUAUUUACAAAUUGUAGUUACUACAAAUUAUUUCAGCACUUGAACCCCUAUGUAUUUCAAGGGAGACUAAUUGUCUUUACAUUGUGUUUAUUUAAGACUAUCAAAGCUUUGAAUAUGGGGUGUGUUAAUAUUGGGUAUAAAGUAUUCCAGCUUUCCUUGAGCUGUUAUGACAUCCUUUUGAUUUAGAGAAAUCAAACUUAACACAAUAGAGUGAGGCAUGGUGGAUUUCACUGAAACAUUCAGUGAAUGAUCUCACUAAGUGGCUACAGACAAUUCUGUGGAAGCCACAUUUUGCCAAGAAAGAAACAAAUAAGAAAUUCUGACUUAAAAUCAUUUGAUACAAAGUUAAACUUUUUACUCUUUGGAUGAAACUUGUGAAAUAUUUAAAGCGAGUUUCACAACCAUCCCAACUUUAAAAUAAUCAAUUAUUAUAUUUUGAAAUGGUAUUUGGACCAUGGUGGUGCCAGUGGACCAAGGGCCAGUUGUGACAGCGUACCAUAGAGCUUAGAGUGAACAAACCAGACCAGGGAAAGUAUAGAACAUUCAACUUUUAGAAUCACAAGAAACAGGUCCAGAUCCAUAGUGUAUAAUUCAUGGUGUUUAUUGAUAUAUUUAGAUAGCAGCAUUUUAUACACGAUAGGUUUUUGAAUGGAAUGAUUUAGUAUGUAAUCGUGAAGGAAAAACAUUAAUGAAAUUAUCAAAUCAUAAUAUGAAAGGGUUUGCAUUCAAAUGCGAAUUUCCGUCAUAAUGACAAACUGCCCUUUUUUCUCAUGGUGACAUCAAGAAAAUUACCAUACCAUAAGACACCAUAGUAACAGAUAGUGAGUCCUUGUAAUUGACACCCGUAUUAUCACCCACAAGAACAGUAAUUUGCUUAAGACUAUAAAUACCCUUAAACUUUAGAAAGUUGAUCCUGGCAAACAGCAUCUAGCAAAUGUGACAUUUACAAGUCAGAAGUAUUUUUGUGGAAAUAAUUAUGUACAUUAUGCCCAAGAAAAGGUCAGAUGUGUAUUUAGAUUUGUUCUGAAUGUGAAUUUUUACUGAAACUUUUGUAUUUGCUGGGUAAUUGGACUUAAGCUGAUGGAGACUCUGAAUGGUAAGAGAUGUGAGACAGCAUCAAUAGCAUUUUAAGGGGUUCCAAAAAUCUGUUCCUGGACGAAAUAGGAAGAAAAAUGUUAUAAUAGUGAAAAUAGUGUAAAAAAAAAAACAAUAACAAUAACUCAAGGCCCAAUCACAAACUUUUUCCAAGCUUUUGACUGCAUCCUACAGUCUGUAUCAGUGGUUGUCAAGUUGUCAUCACAUGAGUGUAUGUAAGUUUGAAAGGGUGACAAAAUUAGUCAUAUACCAUUUCUAGUCAGAAAGGAUUGGAUAAUAAGACACCCACACCAGCUGAAAAGGCACAACAGAUGCAUUCUAAUGAGACUCUUACAUGGCUCAGCUAUCUGAACCAGCAUUUAGCACCUUAAGAUCUCUGCUGCUCCUUAAAGACACAACUGCCUAGACUGGGCAUCCUGUGCAGCAGCUAUGGGGAAUGUCACAUUGGUGAAGGACCCUCGACACAAGUCCAAAUGAAUGCAGGAAUCAUCAUUAAACCCAUUUUUGUGAACACUUAAUUCAAAAUGGUCUCAGCAUUGACUGGGAAUGGGUCAACGUCAUCAUCCAAUUACCAGUAGAUGGCUGGAGAAGUAUCAAGGAGGCCAUUUGCAUCCACCAUGAGAGAACAUAUUUGAACAUUCCCAGUGCCCUAGCAAUCCCAUUCAAAUUGGUUGAUUCUGCACCUCACACUUUGUCUAAUGCCAAUGUUCAGGGCCAGUACAGGAAGUAGUAUACCCUUUAUGAUGACAUUCCAUGACAAUAGAGCAAACACAAUCUGCAGAUUAAGACUGAGAUGCAACUGAAUGCUCUGAAAUAGGCUCGUAAUGCUACACAGUUCCUGCAAAGAUUUGCCCGUCCCACACAAAUGUUGUCUGUCCUGAAGGGUCCUGUAGUCUGAAAGGUUCCAUUCUGACCACGACAUGAGUUUUCUGAGAUAACACAUCAGUUUCCAAUCAUGUUUGAUUUCACUAUAGCCAAGAUCAAGAUGUGGUUCUUGUUGUGCACCUUGGAGACAAGUCUCAAAUGGGAGGAGGGAUACAAGGAUAUAAGGGUUCUAUGAAAAGGCAAAUGGGCAAUCAAAAACAAAACAUCAUGGUUUCGACGAGGGUGAAAUUGGGGGCAUUCUGCGAAUUGUUUGCACACAAGUGUUGAAGGCGAGGGCUAAACUCUGGUCCUUGUCUAGCUCCAUCACUCGUGUGUUCUUGUCAGCUAUUUUGUCUACUUUCACAGAUCUUUUAAGCUAUAGUAAUCUUGUAAUCAGAACAUCUUGUCUGAGAUCAGAUGUUUUGUUCGUGGAACCUUGCAGCUACAUGAACACAGUCAGGGACAAGAAACACUUUGUGGUCGGAGCAGCACAGCCACUGUGAGAUUUUCAAAAGCCCGUAGUGUGCACUUUCCCAAAGUCGGCCUUGAGUUGAGAUUAUUUAGUCAAAAAACAAAGUGUCUUAUAUGGUGUAUGUAAGGGUUUUGGUAAUGGUGAAACAAUACCUUUAGAGAGGCUGUGUUGUACUGAACCGUUCCUCCUACAGUUUGUGAAGUCUAUGUUGUUGUCAGUGUCUAUUGUUACAUGUGUGUCUGCACUGAUCAGAAGAAAGCACUAAAUGUCAGAUUCCCUGGACUCUUCUUGUUGGUGUUUUGUGUUUGAGUCGGUCCUUGAGAGUCACAGCUGGACAUUGUUACCAUUUGCUUUCCCAUGACCCCAUUUGUUUCUUACCAGACCCGUUUCAAGGGGAGGACAGAUUUGUCAAAUAUGGAGAUUGCAGACCACACUAUGCAAUCAUCUCAGUCAUCACAUUCCUAUUGCAAGUCAAGCUGCCAAUUCAUGCAUCAUUUCCCUUUAAUAACACUGUGGAUAGUGAUGUUCUCGGCAGCGCAGGAAGAGAAAACUCAUUACUGUCACUGAAGCGCACUAAAGCAUAUACUGUAGGAUCAGGGAAAGACAAUAAAAGUCAUGUGACAGAUAAAACUUACAUGUAAAAGUACAAGAGAUUAGAUUUUCACCAAAAACUUAAAUAGUAUAGUAUUCAUAACUACUACCCACUUUCAAUAACAACCUAAAGAAAUCCUGCACGACAUGUUGGAUAAUGGGUGUCGGUGGUAUCUUGUGAAAUUUCUUUUCAGUUAAUGUUUUAAUUGUUUGUCACAGAUUUGUACAGUAAUGGUUGUUAAAAUAACGUCUUAGAGGGUAUGCAAUGAGAAUAUGUGGUAAGAGAACGCUAGGAUCACAUGUAAAUAGGAACGUUCGUGUUGUGUAAAAUACUUGAAAUCCCUUUAAUUAGUUGUUCUUGAGUGUGCUACACCCCUUAGCGUGGUCUUGUAGAGGCAACUUCAUACUCCUCAAGACAAGAACCGAGUAGUCUAUAAAAUGCAUGUACAAUGUAAUGAAGCACAGUGUAGCCAAGGAUCCGAAAGUAUUUCUAAGUGCCUGAAUACUUAUCUUACCAUUUUAUUUUUUUAUUUUGAUAUUUUAUUAUUUUUCCACCUCCUGGUUUUUGUUCUCAACACUCGUACUUAAGGAUUCUCACUGUUUCAUGUAUCUUUUAAGUUUGGUUUAUUUUGCAAGUUAUAAAAAAAGAAACUAUCACCUGUGUUGAUGCAACAUGUUUUAACUGAAUUCUAAUGUACCAUGUUGCAGUUUUCUGUGCACAGACAGAGUGGUGUGUACGAUAGCCUAAUUCACAGUUGACCCUGACUGUAAUGGAUCUGUUGUAAUGACAUGGCAUAUAGAAGAUGAAAUAAAGACAUUGGUUCGUGGUA